Colletotrichum acutatum is the source of this 722-nucleotide messenger RNA. RefSeq lists its product as uncharacterized. Lineage: Eukaryota; Fungi; Ascomycota; Sordariomycetes; Glomerellales; Glomerellaceae. The record is from RefSeq and is a predicted model, not a curated record. The coding region runs from base 475 to 684 and encodes 69 amino acids. The transcript has a single exon.
GCAUCGGAGACGGAGCCGCUGGUGAUGUCUUCAUGCAGUUGCCCAACAGAGAGAGAGAGAGAGAGAGAGAGAGAGAGAGAGAGAGCUCCAUAUCGCUCGUGUUACUGAGGGCAGCAUGUCAUUCCUCGCUUCGGCCUUGCUGGGCCAAGGAUAUGAGGCACUUGCAACUUGUAACUCUGCGAGGGUACAGGAAGGACCUGAUGAGAACGGGAAGGCGAACAAAUGACGAGGGAUGCGUGACAACAUGAGCAUGCCCACCCCCAAGUCAUCCCCAACCCUCCAGCUUCUACCACACUCUCCUCUCCAAAGUUCCUCCAAUUAUUCUCGACGCAACCCCUUCAUGGUUGGGAGCCAACUUCAACUUACACCUAGCCUUGUGGCAAACAGAGGGCUACCCUAGGCAUUCAAUCGAAUCAACAGAAACGCCUCGUUCACUGGCCGAGACAGCAAUUACAUCGCAUUUGGUUCGUAGACAUGCAUCGUCCAUUGCGAAGCGAAGCGACCGUGGACCAAAAAUCAUCCCAAGCGUGCACCACCCACGCCUCACUCUUCCCCAGCGAACAAAAAAUCCGGGGUGGGCGUUCAGACCCUAGGGUUUCUAGGAACAUCAGAAGGACCCUGAAGAUCCCAUCUCGAGAGGCGUCUGCCUUGCCCCAAUCCAAUGCUGGGCCUGCGUGCAACUAGCCGCACUAGCGCGACUGCUCGUUGGCUGCUUUCGAUCC